Lodderomyces jiufengensis is the source of this 2820-nucleotide messenger RNA. RefSeq lists its product as uncharacterized. Lineage: Eukaryota; Fungi; Ascomycota; Pichiomycetes; Serinales; Debaryomycetaceae. The coding region runs from base 1 to 2820 and encodes 939 amino acids. The record is from RefSeq and is a predicted model, not a curated record. The transcript has a single exon.
AUGAGUAAACAAUCUUUUGAAUUUACAAAAGAAAAAAUAUUACCAACUUCAGAUCCAAGAUCACCAUUUUAUUAUAAUUUACCACCUUAUGAUUCUAAACCUAUAGAUAAUUUAAUUGAAUUUUUUAAAUUUUGGAAAUAUUUUAUAAAAUCAACUAUAUAUUAUUUAAAAGAAAUUGUAUUAGUUAAAGAAUUGGAAUCUAAUUUAAAUUACCAAUUAAUUCAAGCUGUUCAAUUUCCUGGUUGUAAAGAUUUACCAAAUAAAAUUUUACAAGAUAUUCAAAUUAAUAAUCCAAAUAUUAAUGGAACUAUAUCUCCAAAAAAUAAUACUACACCAACUAAAGAAUUGAAGAAAAAUUUAUCAAGUUCAAGUUUAACUUCAUUAUCAACUGUUGGUGGUGGUGGUUCUAAUAAUAAUAAUAAUAAUAAUAAUUCAUCAUUCAAUAAUCAAUCAUAUCUUCAACAACAACAAUUUAAUAAUAAUAAUGGAUCUUCAACUUCAUUAUCAAAUUCAAUACCUCAUGGUCCUUUAACUAGUAGUGCAAGUCUGAUUCAAAAUUUACCACCACCAUCAUCAUCACUAAAAUCAAAUACUCCACCAAUUGAAAAACAAAGACCAGGAUUAUUUAAAACAAAAUCAAAUAAUAAUUCAUCAUUUUUAAAAAAUGCUGCAACAAAUUUACAUAAGAAAAAUUCAUCAUUAACUUCAUUAAGACAAUUGGCUCCAACAUCAACUAAUAUAUCAACAACUUCUUCAGGUUCAAAUUCUCCUUCACAUCAUGGUAUUCAUCCUCAUUUACCACAUCAUCCUCAUAUUCAUUCAGAUCAUCAUGUACCUCAAUUGCAUACCCAUCAUCAACAACAACAACAACAACAUUCAACUCAACAAUUUGCAAAUGGUGCUACUACUCCUCCUUUACCAAUUUCCAAACCAGAAACUUUACAUUCAAAUGAUGUUAAAAUCCCACCAACUUUUUUCCCAGAUAAUUCAUUAUAUACAACACUACCUGCAUUAUUAUUAAGUUCUCAUCAUCAUGCAUUUAAUAAUAGUUACAAAUUAAGAAAAGAUUUAAUUUCUAAAAUUAUUCCUAGAUUGGAAGUUUUAUUAAAACAAGUUUCUCAUAAAAUUAAAGAAAUUAAAUUAUCUUUAAAAAAUGAUGCAUUUGCCAAUCCUGAAUUAUCAAAAGAAAUUUCUAAAACCGGUCAAAUCUUAAGUAAAUAUAUGGCAUCAGUUGAAACUUAUUGUGGACCAAGACCAGUUGUUAAAAAUAGAGGAUUGGAAGAAGAUGAAGAAGAAUAUGCAGCAUUGGAUGAUCCAUUAUUAUUAAAAUUAAAAGUUGAUUCAAGACUCAAAACUCAAUUAGUUUUUGAAAAUUAUAUGUUUGCAUCAUAUUUAAAUUUACAAAAUAUAAGUAAAGAUUUAUUUACUUAUCUUUUAAAAGAAUUAAAUUUAGUUUGUGAUAAAUGUGGUAAAUUAGAUUUAGCAACUGAAUUUUAUCAAUAUUUGAAAAGUCAAGUUAGUCAAUCAUCAUCAAAAGAUUGGGAAUAUUUUAUAAGUCAUAAUAAAUGUUUUGUAAAUACUUUUGAAUCAACCGAAGAAAAUCCAAAAAGAGAUAUAAGAACAAUGAAAUCAAUAGAUUUACCAUAUUCAAAUUUACCUCAAAAUAAAUGUCUUCGAUUUGGAAUAAUGUAUAAAAAAUCAAAAUUAAUGAAGAAUUAUACAAGAUACUAUUAUGUAUUAUCAUGUAAUUAUUUACAUGAAUUUAAAUUUGAAGAAGAAACUCAUCAACCACAAAAGAAGACCAACAAAUCAAAGGAUAAAAUUGGUGGAUUUAUUGGGUUUGAAGAUGAGCCAGUAAAAUCUUAUAAUUUAAAUGAUUAUCAAAUUGCUACCAAGGAUGAAUCAAGUUUUAAAUUUACAUUAACUAAAGUUUCUAAUAAAUCUAAAAAGACAUUUAAAUUAAAUAAUUUAGAAGAUUAUCAUUCAUGGUUUGAAGAUUUAUUUGAAUUAUUAAAAUAUGGAAGUGAUCAUCAUGCAAGAUUUGCAUAUAUUCAAAGAAAAGUAGAUAUUGCAGCAAAUUCUAAAACUUUAGAAAAUGGUAAAAAGAAGAAUAGUAAAGGAUUAAGUUUAGAAUUGGGUAAUUAUUCAACACCAGCAUUAUCUGGAAUGUUUACUCCAAGAAUCAGAACUCCUCAAGAAUCACCAACAAAUUCAAGUGAUACUAAUCCAUUUGAUGAAGUAUUUUCAAAUUUACCAACUAAAUCAAAACCUUCAAGUGAUUUAAGUUCACCAGCAAUGACACCAAGAAAUUUAACUCCAACAGAUUCUCAAUUUAAUAUUAAUCAACCACCACAACCAUUACAACAACCAACAACAAAUCAAAUUCAAAUUCCUCAACAACCACCAACCACCAAUGAAGAAUUUUUGAAAUUACAAGAAGCAUUUAUGAAACAACAACAAGAAAUUAUGGAUUUAAGAUCAAAAGAACAAGCAAAUAUUAAUUUAAUACAAAGAAAAUUGGAAAAUUUACAAUUGGUUCAACAAAAUAAUGAAGAAGUUUUAAAUUCUGAUCAAAAUAGUUUAAAUACUCAUCAACGUGAUUCUUCAGAAUCUUUAAAUUCUUUUAUUGCAGGUCCACCAAAUAAAAUCCCAGUUGCUCAUGCUGCUGUUGAAGGUUUAACUUCAAGACCAAUUGAAUUUGAUAUUGGUGAUAAUAAUAAACCUAAUAAUGGUUCAAAUAGUAAUAGUCAAUCUCCAAAAGAUAAAUUAUUUUCUGGUUCUAAUUCAAGUAUUCCUCAAGUUUUUGUAACUGAAAAUUAA